UAGGUGCUGUGAUGUGUGUUAUCAGUUUAUGGUUAGAAGUAGAACGAGGCUGUCUACUGGAGACCAAGGUGGCUAUUGCUUAAGCGCGGUGCACGCAUCUAGCAACACACACACAAAAAUAACAAGGCGACUUCAAAUAUAUCACUUUCUUCCGAUAAAUGCGAGCUUGGAGAAAUAUUCGGAUACUCGAGAAAUUGAAAGACUUGAAACAUUAUAGAAGGAACAUCGAAUUUUGUCCAUGCUUGUAAUACAAUAAGAGCUCGAGAGGUUUAUACAGACAGUGUAUAUAUAUAUAUAUGAAGUUGUCUGGAUGUUUUUAUAUUUUUCUGUUUUUUUUUCACGAAGAGGAAAAUCCUUCUCUGCGAAGCAAAGUUGACCACGCUGGAAUUUAAAAAAACUAAAGCGAAUUUCUGAAAAGUAGAAACAGAAGUUUUCAAAUAAAUCAAAUCCUUUUUCAUCUUCAGUUGGAUUAUGAUUACAAGUUCUUUUCUCUUGAUGAUUCCCUAAUGUAUAUAAACAAAAUAGUAUAAGUCUGCGUGCUUGGCGACUGUAUUAUACAUGUGGUUGUAUAUGCAUUUUUGAGGGACAUGAUUUUAGGCCCAGAAUCUUCUAUCUGUAGUUUGUCCUCCAUGUCGGCAAACCCACCAGGUUUUGGUCAGUUUUCUAAUAACAACUACAUGCCUGGCAUAGGCAACCCAUGUGUUACCCAGUUUGUCUCUCCGACUUUCUUGAACUCAUCUUCAGUUUCCACGGGGACUACUAACACAGUUUCUUCUGCUGUGUCUUCACCAAUCCUAUCUCCCCCUUCAUCAUCGCAGUUAUUUUUAAAUUAUGGGGGACUUCCCUUUGCACAGCACAUCCAGACUGGUUUCACAUUUACUUCACCAACUCAGUCAUAUUCACUGAUGGGAUCGCCUUCUGGUGCAAUGUUGCCCGGAGGGGUGACCGGUCCCCAUUUACAUCACUUGCACCAUUAUAAUUCUCAUAUUGGUGGUGGAAAUUCCUACCUCCAUACUUCAACAGCAACGACCCCUAGCACAGCCCCAGGAGUUGGAGUCACCUGGCAACAUACUGUACCGUCAUCCAUGCCAUGGGUUCAAGCGAAUUCCAUUACACCUAAUCCCGUUUGUUUCAGCGAUGUUAUGUCCUCCUCAUCUAUUCUCACUGGGAAUGAUCCGAAACCUUCAUGUAGCUGCUCUCCUCGGCGACCAAAAAGAAGAGGAACAGAUAUGUAUGAAGAAACAGAUAUGUUCCAGAUACCUCCCAACAAAGUCUGUCUGUCAGAAGAGAAAGUAGCUCGCCAAUUACAAGAGCUAUCCAUUAGCCCAGAUUCAUAUUCUUGCUUAUCCCGAUCAUCAGUGUGUGACUUUUCCCAAGAUGAACAACGUUCAGAAAAUAUCAGCCACUGGCAGGCAAUGAAUAAAACAAAAGAAAACCAGUCAGAUACUAAUUUAGCAGAUAUGGAUGAAAGCAGUAAUGUCUUAAAAACUAAAACUAGAAAUCCUCGGAGUGUUGUUCAAGAUAUAAUUGAUGAAGAUGAAAAGGAAAGCUCUGAAAAUAAAACAAAAAGGUCUCUUCAUAUUUGGGAAGACCUUAGCAAGGAUAUACUAGCUCCAAAAAAUGUCUUGCCAAGGAAAAUUAUUGAAGAAAUUAUUUCAACACCAAAACCUUGCCUAGAUGUGGUAUUGUGGCGGCCACCAGAUGUUUUGGCUAAUGUAGUAAAACAAUCUCCUGAAAAUACUUUUCCUAGUAACAACAUCACUCAAGACCAGCCAACUCAGGAGGAAUUACCGAAAAGUGCCUUAAAUUUUCCAGAUAUUAGUUUACUACCAUUUACCUCUGUGCAAGACACAUCAAACAUUUAUAAGUCUUACUUUUCAACUGAAGAUGAUGUUAUGGAUAUCUGAAACCUUGUGGAUUUUAAAUACAUUUCUUUUUUUUGUCUGCUUCAACAGAUAUUUUUUUUUUUUUUU
Messenger RNA from Octopus sinensis (East Asian common octopus), 1973 nucleotides. RefSeq lists its product as uncharacterized. Lineage: Eukaryota; Metazoa; Mollusca; Cephalopoda; Octopoda; Octopodidae. The coding region runs from base 588 to 1907 and encodes 439 amino acids. The transcript has 7 exons. The record is from RefSeq and is a predicted model, not a curated record.